GAUAGAACUGCCAUCAAGGCUGCUAUGGCUCAUUGGCAGGAUCAAACAUGUGUCAGAUUUGAAAUACAUGAUCCCUCAGUAUCAUCUCUUUGGCAACACAGGCUCAAAUUCAUAAAGAGCGACGGAUGCUAUUCAUAUCUUGGCCUGCAGUCAAAAAUUGGCUUCCAAGAUGUUUCUAUCGGAAAAGGGUGUACUCGGCUCGGGACCGUUUCCCAUGAGAUCGGCCAUGCAUUAGGUUUCUGGCAUGAGCAGUCGCGACCCGACCGAGAUGAAUUCGUCACUGUCAACUUUGCCAACAUUAUACAAGACAAGAUGAACGCAUUUCGCAAGCAUACAACCGAUGACGUCAUGACCAACGUGCCUUACGAUUACAAUUCAGUCAUGCACUACGGCGCAUACGGUUUCGGCAUAGACGCGAAGGUACCAACGCUUAUCCCUAAGGAUCCCUUAAGCAUGGGAGAGAUCGGCCAACGUCUCGGUCUCAGCUAUCUAGAUGUCAAACUGGCUAACUUCAUGUACGAGUGCGACUCCCAUUGCCCUGGUGCAAGCUCCUGUCACUCCGGCUUCAGAGACAUGAACUGUAAAUGUCGAUGUCCAGAGAGUCACAAAGGGGACUAUUGUGAAGUUGUUGCCUUGAAUUUUCCAGCUGAUCGCGUCACUUUGACAUCUCGAAAUGGUGAAGUAAGUUCUCCUAACUUUGAUGGAAGCACUAACUACACCCUUGAUACAUCGUUCAUGACUUAUAUCAAGGGAAACCCAGAUGAGCAAAUCCGCUUGAAAUUCGAUGCCUUAGACAUGGAACCUUUUGACACCUCGUCUAAAAAGUGCUUGGAUUACAUUAACAUCAGAGCAGGCGGUAAUUUGUAUUAUGAAGGAACAGAUUUUUGCGGGAAUACACUGCCUCCAGAAAUAAUAGCUGACGAGAUCAUAUUAAGCUUCCACUCUGACGAAACGAAUACCAACAAAGGAUUCCAUGGAACAUACACCAGAGAGAAAAUAUCAGCCUUGGGCCUUGAGAGUUAUGUCAUCCCAGAUUCAAGUCUGACAGCUUCCAGUGAAUUUAAUGCUGACCAUGGUGCAAAGAGAGGUCGUCUUAACCUGGCCAGAGUCGGGGAUCUGCGUGGAGGCUGGAAUCCAAUGGACAACGAUGCAAACCCGUGGAUCCAGGUGGAUCUUCUGGACCUUUACCGUAUCAUUUCAGUUGCGACUCAAGGGCGACAAGAUCUUGACCAGUGGGUUAAUAGCUACAAGCUUGCUUGGAGUACUGAUGGCACGACCUUUCGCACAGUGCAGGACAUUCCCGGGCCAGGAGCUGACAAGAUCUUCAUCGGUAAUGUUGACCGCAACACCAUCAUGACCAACACUCUGCCUGUGUCCCAGGUUUGCCGCUAUUUCCGCUUGAUGCCUGUCAGCUGGUAUAAACACAUUAGUGUUCGUAUGGAGAUAUAUGGAUAUGGUGAAGGCCCUGUCACAGCCUUGGGCCUUGAGAGUUAUGUCAUCCCAGAUUCAAGUCUGACAGCUUCCAGUGAAUUUAAUGCUGACCAUGGUGCAAAGAGAGGUCGUCUUAACCUGGCCAGAGUCGGAAAUCUGCGUGGAGGCUGGAAUCCAAUGGACAACGAUGCAAACCCGUGGAUCCAGGUGGAUCUUCUGGACCUUUACCGUAUCAUUUCAGUUGCGACUCAAGGGCGACAAGAUUUUGACCAGUGGGUUAAUAGCUACAAGCUUGCUUGGAGUACUGAUGGCACGACGUUUCGCACAGUGCAGGACAUUCCCGGGCCAGGAGCUGACAAGAUCUUCAUCGGUAAUGUUGACCGCAACACCAUCAUGACCAACACUCUGCCUGUGUCCCAGGUUUGCCGCUAUUUCCGCUUGAUGCCUGUCAGCUGGUAUAAACACAUUAGUGUUCGUAUGGAGAUAUAUGGUGAAGGCCUUGUCACAGUGUGAAUGGUCAACAUAGCAGGCCUGAUCAGAAGAUUUGAUUGAUGGAAAUAUACCUGACGAUGGAUAUCAUUAGCAAUUUCAUUCAUUAAUAUAAUGGAUACAGCAAGAUGUUGACAUUUUACUGUACUUUAAUUUAUUUUUUCAAGGGUUUAAUGGGGAUAUUUACUGUCUUCCGGCUUGUAAUUGCUAUGUCAUUUCUUUAAAGUUAGUAGUACAUUAAUGAGAUCCGUGUCCUUAUAUUGAUGACUAGAUCUUAUAGGGGAAUGAUCGGGUCCUAGUGAACAUAAAGAAAAAAGCUUACGUAUAAGCAUAUUCACAGAUCAUAUAUUUCUUGUGAAUUCAAUAUGUGACAAUGAUAUAAAUAUCGGUCUAAUUUAAAAUACAUGUAUGUAAGAGAUAUGAUGUACACCCAAUAAUAGGCAGUUUAAAGUGAAUGAAUUAUUUUUUUGAUUUUGAUGUUGGUGUUUACAGCUUUUAAAAUAAUGAUAUGCCAAGUUGACAGACAUGGCCAAAUAUUAUUGAUGUUACUAACAUUUUGUCACAUUUUUAGCAGCAUCAAACCUACCUCACAAUUGGGGGCAUGAGCUAAUCUCUGUAAUGUUUUUAUCAUUUUUUAUCUUAUGUAAUAUUCUAUUGUGGAGGGUAAAUGGCGUAUAUACUCCAUAUGGAUUCCUGAUAUUGUAUUAUCCUUCUAAUAAAUUUACGUUUCAAUGUAAGAGAGCAGACUUUAUCCGUUUUCAUUUGUUUCAGUACUUUAAUUCCUUACUCUUUAAUCAAACAUACACAUAAUAUAUUAAACAUGUCAACUUCAGUAAGAUGAGAUAUACACUUCCACAUUAUCCCUGUGAGAUCUUAGGAAUACAUAGCUUAUUUAUGGUUAAAAAAAUGGUAAAAAAUAUAGCAUAAGGACAAAUAAAGGGGGUAACAAAUCAAGGAUAAACAAAAUUGAAAAUUAAAAAUAAAGAAAAGAGAGGCACGUGCGAAUGUAACGCCAAUAUAGAAAUUAAGUACAUUAUGACAUUAGGAAACUCACAAAUUCAAUGAUAUAAUACGUUGUCUCUCCAUAAAAUUACGAUAUAACUUAUUUUAAGUUCUAUGUUUUAUACCGGGGUUUUCAUUUACCUAAUUAAUUGCUAUCAAAAUAUUACAUGUACAUCAAUAACGUUGAAAUAUGAUGAAAUUAUUCUCCAGAUUUAUGUCGCGUGUUUGAUUAUUCACAUAUAUAUAACUGAAAUUGAAAUUAUUUAAGGUUUUUAUGGGGAUAUGUAUUUUUUCCAGUAUGCAACUGUUAUGCCAUUUCUCUAAAGUUAGUCAUUAAAGUACAUUAAAUAGAUCUGUGUCCGUAUAUAAAUGUCUAGAUUGUAUAGGGGAAUGAUCGGGUCCUUGUGAACAUAGAAAAAAAAACGUACAUAAUUAUAAGCAUUUUCACAGAUCAUAUAUAUCUUGUGAAUUCAAUAUGUGACCAUAAUAUAAAUGUAGGUCUUAUUUAUAAUACAUGUAUGUAAGAAAUAUGAUGUACACCCAAUAAUAGGCAGUUUAAAGUGAAUGAAUUAUUUUUUUUGAUUUUGAUGUUGGUGUUUACAGCUUUUUAAAUAAUGAUAUGACAAAUUGACAGACAUGGCCAAAUAUUAUUGAUGUUACUAACAUUUUGUCACAUUUUUAGUAGCAUCAAACCUACCUCACAAUAAGAGGCAUGAGCUAAACUAGUCUCUGUAAUGUUUUUAUCAUUUUUUCUCUUAUGUAAUAUUCUAUUGUGGAGGGUAAAUGGCGUAUAUACUCCAUAUGGAUUUCUGAUACUGUAUUAUCCUUCUAAUAAAUUUACGUUUCAAUGGAA
Molecule: messenger RNA, 3775 nt
Organism: Strongylocentrotus purpuratus (purple sea urchin)
Lineage: Eukaryota; Metazoa; Echinodermata; Echinoidea; Camarodonta; Strongylocentrotidae
Product: EGF-like repeat and discoidin I-like domain-containing protein 3
Exons: 13
Coding region: 25-1944 (639 amino acids)
Biological process (GO): proteolysis
Molecular function (GO): zinc ion binding; metalloendopeptidase activity
Source: RefSeq, a predicted model, not a curated record